Molecule: messenger RNA, 590 nt
Organism: Hypoxylon fragiforme
Lineage: Eukaryota; Fungi; Ascomycota; Sordariomycetes; Xylariales; Hypoxylaceae
Exons: 1
Source: RefSeq, a predicted model, not a curated record
ACGAAGCUUGUUGUUUAUGCUGGUAUGUUGUGUGUUUUCUUUUCCUUCCCUUCCCUUCCCUUCCCUUUUACCUUGACAUUAUGACUAGUACCUUGAUUCAACUAACCCGUAAAUCAAGGCAUCGGCUGGCUCGCUGUCGAAAUCAUACCCAUUCUGCACCAGGUUAUCCCCGGUCUCAGCACCGGACACUUCUGGCCCACGUGAGUGCGGGACAGAUAUACAUACUCGCACAGGUUUUGGAAAUUAAUGAGCCACUGUGGCUGGUUGGUUGUACGCAGUAGGUGCCGCGAUGGAUAGACAUAGACAUUGUCUCGGGGAUAAUUCGUGUACACAACUUUUUGCGACAAGGCGAUGCGAUACGAUGCUAUGCGGGAAGCGGUGGUGGUUAUGUUUCUUUGGCUUGUCUUACACACUUACACACACCCCGAUACGAUUGAGCGGCUGGGUGCGUCAGGAUACUUUUGCCCCUUUUCUUCCUCCUCUUAUUCUGCUUCUUCUUGGGUAGGGCUUGGUGGUUUCGUUUCAUGUGUAUAUAUGUUAGUAUAUAUACCUAGGUAUAUAUUAUAUUAUAUUAUAUACUUUUAUGGGUA